This is a messenger RNA of Equus caballus (horse), 7525 nucleotides long. RefSeq names its product tigger transposable element-derived protein 1. Gene Ontology annotation, molecular function: DNA binding. NCBI's taxonomy places the organism in Eukaryota, Metazoa, Chordata, Mammalia, Perissodactyla, Equidae. Gene Ontology annotation, cellular component: nucleus. The record is from RefSeq and is a predicted model, not a curated record.
ACACCGAGCACGCGCCCUCCGACGUGCGCGCGGGCGCAGGGUUGGCGGAGUUGGCGUUCUCGGGGAGCAUCCUCGGCCAGGUACCCGCAGAGAUGAUAAAUAGCCAAGCAUUUAAGUGAUGGAUAGUCAGAGCUGAAAAACUAGAUGCAUUGAAAAUGUUGACUACUUAAAGCAAAGAGAAAUAGUAUCUUCAGGAUGUUAGGUUACAAAACUAGAAAUUAAAGGACAAGAAGAAGACCUUUUUGGCUGAAGACUCUGAAACACUAUUCCUCUGAAGCUAAGACUUUUUCUUUUAACAUUUCCUGGAGGGUGUAUUGGUAUGGAGUUGGGUGGGUAAGCACGUAACAGUGAAAAAGAAACCCUCCUGCUAUUACAUAAUUCGCCAUCUGCCAUCACCUCCCUUCUUGUGCCUAUGACCCUCCCCAAACUGCCCUGUUGCUUGUAGGCUUGCUGAGCUGAGAGGCAGCCCUCACUCCAUCAGCACCUCCUGGAGAUGCCUUUGCAUCCUGGAGAACUUUGCAGAGUUCUUGACCAGUUUGCAGAAAUCUGUGUCUGUAUCUAUAUGCAAAGGCUUCCUGAUACGAUACACAGGCAUACCUCGUUUUAUUGCGCCUCACUUUAUUGCACUUCACAGAUACUGCAUUUUUUACAAAUUGAAGGUUUGUGGCAACCCUGCGUUGAGCAAGUCUGUCUACACCAUUUUUCCAACAGCAUUUGCUCACUUCAUGUCUCUAUGUCACAUUUUUGGUAAUUCUUGCAAUAUUUCAAACUUUUCAUUAUUAUUAUAUUUAUUAUGGUGAUGAGUGAUCUUUAAUGUUACUAUUGUAAUUGUUUGUGGGUACCAGGAACCACAUCCAUAUAACACGGCAAACUUAAUCGGUAAAUGUUGUGUGUGCUGGCUGCUCCACUGACUGUUCUCCUGUCUCUCCCUCUCCUUGGGCCUCCCUGUUUCCUGAGCAACAGUUUUGAAAUUAGGCCAAUUAAUAACCCUGCAAUGGCCUCCAAGUGUUCCAGUGAAAGGAAGAGUCGCACAUCUCUCACUUUAAAUCAAAAGCUGGAAAUGAUUAAGCUUAGUGAGGAAGGCAUGUCGAAAGCUGAGAUAGGCAGAAGGCUAGGCCUCUUGCGCCAAACAGUCAGCCAAGUUGUGAAUGCAAAGGAAAAGUUCUUGAAGGAAAUUAAAAGUGCUACUCCAGUGAACACACGAAUGAUAAGAAAGCGAAACAGCCUUAUUGCUGAUAUGGAGAAAGUUUUAGUGGUCUGGAUAGAAGAUCAAACCAGCCACAACAUUCCCUUAAGCCAAAGCCUAAUCCAGAGCAAGGCCCUAACUCUCUUCAAUUCUAUGAAGGCUGAGAGAGGUAAGGAAGUCGCAGAACAGAAGUUUGAAGCCAGCAGAGGUUGGUUCAUGAGGUUUAAGGAAAGAAGCCGUCUCCGUAACAUGAGAGUGCGAGGUGAAGCAGCAAGUGCUGAUACAGAAGCUGCAGCGAGUUAUCCUGCAGAUGUGGCUGGGUUGCUACAAUCUCACGAUAAAACGUUAGCGGAUAAGGAGUUGCUUCUUGUGGAUGAGCAAAGAAAGUGGCUUCUUGAGAUGAAAUCUGCUCCUGGUGAAGAUGCUGUGAAGAUUGUUGAAAUGACGACAAAGGAUUUAGAAUAUUACAUAAACUUAGUUGAUAAAGCGGCGGCAGGGUUUGAGAGAAUUGACUCCGAUUUCGAAAGAAGUUCUGCUGUGGGUAAAAUGCUAUCAAACAGCAUUGCAUGCUACAGAAAAAUCGUUUCUGAGAGGAAGAAUCAGUCAAUGCGGCGACAAACUUCUUUGCUGUCUUAUUUUAAGAAAUUGCAGCAGCCACCUCAACUUUCAGCAGCCACCACGCUUAUCAGUCAGCAGCCAUCAACAUCGAGGCAAGACCCUCCACCAGCAAAAAGAUUACGACUUGCUGAAGGCGCAGAUGAUGGUUAGCAUUUUUUAGCAAUAAAGUAUUUUUUAAUUAAGACAUGAAUCUGCUCUGCAUCUUGAACCCUAUAAAUAUGGCUAAGUGGGUCAGUGUGGCAUGCUACCUACUGGCCAUACUAUUUUGCUCAUUGUUCAUUAUGGGAUAUCAUACUCAUGCAGCUAUGCAUGUUCCUCCAACAGCUCCAGAAAUAGCAGUUGUGCCACCAUUCCAAAAUGGAAUGCCACCUCUGGUCCAGAGACAACUCCACAGUCUGUGACAUCCUCUACUUCCUCCACAGAACACCAUCCUGUCACCUUAUUGCAUCUGAGGACUCACCUGCAUCACCAAGCCCAUCCUUUCCACCCCAUCUUUCACCAUCAGCACCAUCUACUGGCUGGGGAACCUUCAGUCAGCGAAGAAAGCAAAUACUGAGGGAAGCCAAGGAAGCAGUAGAAACCUCCACUUCAAUCUCCACAAGCCUCAACGAGGAUCCUGAAGAACACCCCCCAUUAGACACAGGCUCGGAGGGUGAAGAUUGACCUGAUCUUCUAACUGACUCUUAGUAUUAUACCCCAGCACGUAUACCAAUACAACCAGGUACUGGCUUUUGUACUCUUCCCUUCCCUUCCCUUUGUGAAGUAGGAUCAGCACUGAUACAUUUUAAGGACUGACUAAAAACAACCCACAUCUGAUUCGGAUCUACUAAGUGUUUUAGCAUACUAUUGCACUAGAGCAGCUGCACAAUAUACAGAAUGGGCGCUUGGGUGCCCACAGCCAAGACCCAUUUCAAAUAUUAUGGCCACUCAAAUACUAGGCCAUCUUGCUGCUCUUGCUCAUUUCAGAAUUUGGAGACUAGUUACCCACCCAUUUGGCAUCCCUAGGCAUUGUAUGUUGCUUAAAUUGCUUAUUAUCUUAUGUUUAAUGGGAAAAAGCUUAUAUGCACCCAGUUCCAGCACAGCUACAUUUCUUGUGCAUAUCAACACUACCACUGAUCCUUACCCAGUAGAUCAAAAUCUUGUGCGAUAUAAAGGCAAAUAUUUGGCUUUAGCAAUAGACCAAACUUGGCUACAAGAAAUUACCAAAUUGCCUGCAUACACACAUACUAAUAAGGAUGUAUUAGAAAAGAUAAUUAAACCAUUAUGUAUAAACACCAGUUUAAUAUCCCAUGCUAUGAUAGAAUUAAACAUGCAGUAGGAAGAAAAUUUCAUAUACCAUGUUGGUUGAAUAUGAUCAAAUAUACUAAAAGAAAUACAAUGGAGAGAUUCUAUGUGCUCUCUACACACAGACCUCAAAAGAUUCAUUUGUAGAAAUGUGGCAAUGCUACACCCUUGCACAAUGCUCUUUGAGUACAUUUCAUCAAUUGGCAGGGUAGAAAAUGACAAUGCUAGUGACAGAGAACCACAACUAGAUACUCACAGGACAUGUGACUGAUAUUCAGAGACAUCACUCAAAGGCCUGUAUCACUUAGCUAUGUGGCAAUGGGUAUCUGCAUGGGAUAAGGUGGAGAACCAUGAUUAUUAUUUUUUUAUUAUGAAAAUAACAGAGAAAAUACCACUCACGCCACUCAGACACCCACCAUACCAAUUUAUAUAGUCAAUAAGGUACUUAUUGAUUCCACCAAAACGAUACCCGAAAUAAAUGACAAACUAUCUCUACUUCCAUACAAACAGUGUCUAUAUUUAGGAGUCCCAUGGGAAUGCAAUACCACUGAUGGCAGAAGUUAGACUUUGUGUCACAGAAUGGCCUAACCUGUUCCGCUAUGGCAAUCUAACCAUACAUGAAACACCUCUUGCCACAUCCCUAGCAGAAUUCUUUAACCCUUACACAUUUUUUACAACAUACAGUGAUUCUCUUACAUAUUCUUAACUCAAGUGGCAACAGAAUUUUUCCAUUGGUACUAACAAAUCUAAUUUAUGAAACAUGUAAACGUGGCUUAUCUCAUGUAUUUAAGUACCCAACAGCUUACUCAAACAGUAAGGUAAUGUUACAGUGUAUAACAGAAAGAUCCUUUCUGUUUAACAAAUGCUAUAGAGAUGACUGUAGGCCAGGAAACAUGAUCAAAGCAAAACAGUCUGGAAACCAAGACAGAAGAGUAUUGUACAUGCACAGACAAAUAUUAACAGAGUAAUGAAGAUUGGGGAAAAUAGAGCAAGUUGCUAUACACAGUUCCUCUGUGUGCUCUGAUGCUGUAUUAAAUACUUUUGCAGGACCAGACAGUAUCACCCUUUUCAUACUCAUACCGAAGGAUUAUAAAUUAUUAAUUUGGUGUUGUAACAAAACACAUAUAAAUAUUUUGGUGCCAUCUUUUACCUUGCAAAAUAUUUCUAAAUCUUCAUGUGGGGAUGUACCAAACAAUGCAACUGUGAACCAAACAUUAAUGGUGAUCCAUGCCUAAGGUCAACUAUUCAACUUUAAAUUUUACAAACAAUAUAUCCUUGAAUAGAACAUAUGAAUGACAUACAAAUCUCGUGAGUAUGAGCCACAGGCAGAUUGCUCCUUUAGUGAUGAGACAAGAAUCUCGGAACCAGUUUCUGGGAUGCACACUGGGAUGUACCAUGACUAAUGUAGAGAUAAAUACUGCUAGAUGGGAAGCAGGAGCAUGCUCAUGUCAGUGUAAAAAAACUGUAUGAUAAUAAUAUGUCAAAAAUUGCCAAUUGGAGUAAAAUCGUGCUCUAUGGAACAGACCACAUGAAAAAUUAAUAGGUGACUGGUGAAAAAUGAGAGUGAGAAGUAAAAUAUUAAACUAGAAGAUUUGAACCAACCUAGAAAAACUGUUAAAAACUAAUAGAGAUGAGUUUAUGGAAUAUGGAAUGUGUAGUUCCAGCCAUGGGUCGUGAUGAUACUCUAGGGAUAGACAUUGUCACAGCGCAUCCACAUGAAGACAAUUGGGCAGUUAUAUCUUUAAUUAUAAAUAUGACAAAAUUUUGUCAUUUCCUACACUCCCAACUUACGCUGUUUAAUCUGUAUUCGCCUAUUAGAAUAGAUCCAUGGACACUAUGUCCAACUUUAAAAGAACAGAGACACCUUAUAAAGUGUGUAGAGUUCACAGAGGAAACCUAGCUAUAAUACAUGCCGUUCAUUAGACUCAGGGGUAUACCUCUGCCUUCUAGCUCACACCACAGAUUUCUACCUCAAGAACUUGGGAACCUGUGUUAGUAAAACCUCUCACGGUCAUGUUGGAGCCCACAGUAGUGACCUAUACCUUGAAAUUUAAUAUACAAGUCUUUCAAGCGGGAUGUGGAUCCCCAAAUUGUGCUCAGUUUUAUCUGUCUUCAUUUAUGCCUGAUUUACAACCUAUGCCAAAAACAGAUGUGCUGAAAGGAAGAAAAGCCUUACAGUUCCUUAUUGGACUCUUAGGAGGUUUAAUUGGAGGAGCAAUGGCAGCUGCUUUUUCUCAGUUCCAAAUUGAUCAAAUCACAUUAGAUUUUAAAAACUUUGAAACCAAACAAUCUCAAUUUAACACACGUGCAAUGGCAGCGUUAGCAUAGUUGGGUACACAGAUGGAUACAAUUAGCAAUUUAUUAUAAAACAUAAAUGAAUUUCAUAGGGAAGUAAAUAUAGCAAUAGAGAGUCUACAUAAAACAACUGGAGAAAAUGCUAAAAAUAACAAAAUACUAUAAAAACAACAUAAAAAAUGUUUCUCUCAGUGUAGAUUAUCAAUUACUGCGGUUAAGAUUGGUUGAUAUGUGGAAGACUUGGAACAGCUGUAAUCUCAGGGCAGUACUGGUCACCUGAGAUAAGACAGUCCAACCAGCAGUAGAGUAGAUACCACACAUCCUAAUGGUCGUGAUUCCUUGGGCAUCUGUGAAAUGAGAAUAUUGCACUAAAGGAGGAAACAUGACAUUGAGUUACCCCACUUUUGCAGUUCCCAAUUUCAAAAGGGAGACGAGCCUACAGGCCACAGAAAGCCCCUGUAUGAUAGAAGGAAAAUGUGUUCCUAAGGAUGUGUUAGUGGAACGGAAUCAAAAUGUCCUUCUUAUUGCUAGACCUUUGGAUAUACCUGUGGUACAAGUACCCAUGACUAUGGCCUUGAUGCCUCCUCAACCAGUUAAAUAUAGUAUGGGAAACUGGGCAUGAUAGUAUACUCUAAGCCAAACCUUACCCUAACCUGCUGGAUUCGGGGGGAACAUAACACAAAAUAAUGGGAUGUGUAGAAAUAGAACAGGUAAUGAAUGUAACAGUAGGAGAAAAAAGAUAUUAUUUAAGGUCAUCAGAAGAUAAAGGAACCAUAAAAUAACCAGAGAAAUGUUUCACAUUGGACCUCCUAAAAUUAAUUUAAUAAUUUUAAAUGGUAUAUUAGAAAACUUAAGACAAAGAACAUCUAGAAGAUGAGACUAAUAAAGUCAAAAUAACUUUGCAGAAAUUGAAAACAGAACAAAAAUAUGCUUUUCCCAAAGUUAUGACAGCUUUAGAUUCUGAUGUAAUGACAGUUGAGCGUGUGCCUAAUGAUGCUAUGCAAGCUUGUACCCCCUGCAGCUUUAUAAAAAUGGCUUUUACAUGGAAGUGCAAUGGUCAAGGAAGCUUGUGAGUGGUUGAAGAAACUUAAUAUUUGAUCUUUUGGUGAUUGGAUAUGGCAUCAUGUUAAAGAGUUCUUUACUAUACUUUAUUGAUAAUAUUGGGAAUAUGGUUCCUUAAAGUGAUCAUGAAACUAUAGUGUAAAAGAAUGUGUGUCAAAGGAAAAAAUACCCACAAAAUAUGAUUGCUUGUGAUUAAGAUUGUAAGUGAUUUAGAAUCACAGGGCGGAUUGAUAUUUUUGUGAAUUUAAAUUUCUACAGGGCAUUAGGCCUUGAUAAUUAAUUGGUGUGUGAAUGAUUUAAAAUCACAGGGUGGAUUGUUGUGUACUGGUUUAAUAUGAUUUCAAAUCCACUAGUUUAUGACUUAUGUUGUUUUAAUCCACUUGUUUGUGACAAAGACAAAAAGAACAUUAUUGUUUUGAUCUAAGAAUGAAGUAAGUUGUGUCAGGAUGUCAUCAUUUCAUCUGUUGUCCAUGAUAAGAACUCAGUAGCCCAGCUGCUGAGGGGCCCCGCUGGGGGCUGAUCAGUAAGAACAUGUGGAGAAGCAACUAUCACAAGGGGGCAUUCAGACUAUAAAUACCCAGAGUUUGUGAGGAUUAUUUGAGAGUUUGUGUCUGGGCAAGGCACCACUUUGCUGACCUAAAUAAAUUCUCUAAGGACAUUGGGGCAUUAGCUCCUACUGUGGUAAGGGUGACUCCCUUAUCAGUGGUGGUAACAAACUGCACAGUGGCCCCAUGCAGGAGAUCAGCCUGCCUACCAACGCUGGUGCUGUCGUUCCUUUGCAAUGUGCUCUGGCAACAAGGGACUUGUUUUUGUGUUGGCAGGUGGACAUCCCCUCUUGGUUGGUCAAGCCAUCUCUCCUGAGUGCCUCCUCGUAUGAAAAGGUACACCUCAAACUAAAUUUGGACUUUAUUCGUUUCAUCUCUUCUUGCCUUUGUGUGAUUAAUCUGUCAUUGGUUUGGAGUGUGGCGUGUUAUUUUUUUCAUGGACUUAUUAAGAGACAUUAUCCUGUAUGCUAUUGGCUUGCAAAACUAUUAUAGACCCCACAGUGAACCUGUGUUAAAUAAACUAUUGACAAAGACA